AUGGCAUUGAGCAAGGGAUACAUGGACCUUGUGUCUACCAACGGUUCUUUGACGCCUCUUUUCACGGAACCAGCCACCCAAGACGCCCCCGCAGCUCCGGCUGGUGCCCAGCCUGUUUCUGUUUACCCAAAUCCGUCAACCCCGACCGGCCCUGAGCCUGGUACCAUCCAAGAUCCAAAGGACAUCGCCCCUGACAGCCCGAGGGACCAGCACAAGCCUGCUGCGUCUCAAGCGGAUCUCGCACCAGCACCAGCCUGUCCCUGUCCAGAUCGUCACCUCCUCCUCCACAUUGGUGGAUGGGCUACCGACAAUACCGAAAUCAUUGCGGACCAACUCUUCAUGCCAACCGAGCCAGCCACUUGA
Orbilia oligospora ATCC 24927 is the source of this 363-nucleotide messenger RNA. RefSeq lists its product as uncharacterized. NCBI's taxonomy places the organism in Eukaryota, Fungi, Ascomycota, Orbiliomycetes, Orbiliales, Orbiliaceae. The coding region runs from base 1 to 363 and encodes 120 amino acids. The record is from RefSeq and is a predicted model, not a curated record. The transcript is spliced from 2 exons.